CCUGUCACAGCCCUGCGACUCACUGUACGUUCUUAUAGCCAAAAUAUGCGUGGAACGAACUCCUCUCGCUUGACUACAGGUCUGAUCCGGAGCACGUGCCAUAAAUGAAAGUUGCAGUGAAGAUAUCCUCAUUUCGCCAAGAGAUUCGAGAUAGAGACCUUACCUUUUUUCCAUCAGCUGUCUUCGAAAUGAUGUAUCUAUCCAUCUUCCAGCGACAUGCCACCAGAUCUAGCCUCACAAAAAUCUCGAAGAGGACUCAUCUGAACAAAAAACAAGAGGACACUUACACGCCGACUACCUCCACCUCCCACCUCCAAUCCCUGCGUCAGUCGAAAGUCAAUAAAUACAGACGUCAAGAGAUGGAUCCUGAGGAAGCCAAGAUCUUACACACCAUGACCCCCGAAGAGCAAACAGAGCUCGAGUCAUGGUCAGCUGCAGAAGAGGACAGAUACAUCAUGACAACGAACAGUCACAAGCAGUACUUGCGCACCGAAAAGGCGAAACCGUUGCAAGAAUGCAAAGAGUUCGAGCGCGAUUAUCGCUACAAGGACAACAUACCUAUUACCGAAAGAAGAGCUUUGGAACGGAUUUGUUUGGAGCGGACAAAGCAGUAUAUGGCAGAUGCCCUCGAAAGCUCCGCGCACUUCAAGGCCCUCUUGGAAGACAAUAUCGCUCUGGCUGAUGAGAUGGUCGACAGACAGCGAGCCCAAGCUGAAGAAGAGGGUGAACUGGCACGAUGGUUUUUUGAUCAGCUUGUCAAGGAAACGGAGCAGCGGAUAGUGGCUGAAGUGGGGAUUCUUGCACUUGCGAAGGACAAAGAAGAGGAAGUAAGCGACAGGCUUGACAAUAAUGUUUCGGAGUGAAUAGCGCUCUGCAGGCAGUCCAAGCUGAGGAUGGUUGUUGUCAAGUUUCUUUUUGCUUCAAUGGUGCUCUGUACUAGGUACCACCUAGAUUGACGGAAUCGAC
This is a messenger RNA of Exophiala viscosa, 966 nucleotides long. RefSeq lists its product as uncharacterized. The record is from RefSeq and is a predicted model, not a curated record. The coding region runs from base 105 to 863 and encodes 252 amino acids. Lineage: Eukaryota; Fungi; Ascomycota; Eurotiomycetes; Chaetothyriales; Herpotrichiellaceae. The transcript has 3 exons.